AUGAUGGAAGAUGAGGCGCUCGAGAAGCUUUGCGAUGCCUUCCACCUUCGCAGGUUUGAGCCUGGUGAGAACAUCGUCACGCAGGGAGAACAAGGCUCCGAGUUCUUCUUGAUUUCCAUGGGAACUGUGCGAGUCUGGGUGAAGAAUGGCGAUGAUGAGCAAGAGUAUGUCAGGCUACACGCGGGGAACCUCUUCGGAGAACGCUCUCUUCUCAAGAACGAGCCGCGCGCGGCAUCCGUGACCUGCGUGACCGAGGUCGAAGUCCUCGUGCUCAGCCGGGGCAAGUUCGAGCGGCUGUUAGGUUCCAUGAACGACCUGCAACAGCAGCAGUAUCUCACAGAUCCUCGAAAACUCAUCGCCGACUUCUACCAGGCAGGCGACAGCCGCGGACCCAGAGGCUCGCUGGAAGCGCACAAGCUCGAGGGAACAGUCGGUGAACAAACCUCCUGGUUCGCGGUGUAUAGACCAACGAGCAAGGACGCCAUUGCAAAGAUGCUGUCCGGCUCGGCAGUCGGGAAGGGCUUGAACGUGAAAGGAAAGUCUGCAAAGAAAGGCGUUCUUUCUGGCUUUGUUCCUUUUGUGCAGAUUAGUGAGAACGAGCACAAACGGGUCAUUGAGGAGUCACCAGCAGAUUCGCGGGUGGUCGUGUACUACAAGUCCAAGGCUGCCAGAGAGGAGGCACGCAAGGUGCUGCAAGCCGUCCUUGCAGAGACUGCGUCGUCGAUAAAAAUCGAUGACCGGUCUCUCAAAGACGAGGACUCGUAUAAACCUGAUGUGUGGGGCAUCGACAUGCCGGAGCCCCUCAUGCGGGAGGCCUAUAUCAUGCAGAGAGACAUCUCUCCGGUUAUGGGCUGGGAAACUGGUCGCAGAUCUGAGCCGGCCUUCAUGGACAUGAAUUUGCAUGCGAUCAGAGGGAAGUCUGAUCCGCAGGUCGUUCUGUACCAGAACGAUGAGAGUGAAGUCAUGAAUCCGCGCGGCCUGUUGAUCGCAUACGCAGAAGCAUUUGUCAAGCCGGUCGUGUCAGAUUUUGACACCUUUACGGUUGGCUCCAUGAACAUGGUCUACGAGUCCUUGCCGGCAGAACAGGCUGAGCUGAUCAAGUGGCUCUUGACACACACAGAGGACAUUCUCGGAUCUCUGGACCACCAAUCCUGGAACUCGCGUUGGCUGGAAGUCCUGGCCAAAGAAAAUGAGCGAGGAUUCCACCCAGUGAUCCCAAAGUUCGGCUUCGGCGACCCAACAUCGUAUCGCUUGAUUCAAGACGUCAUUGCAGAGACUGCACCUUGUGGCGCUGUGCGCCACGGUGCUGAGUGCUGCAAUCUGUACUUUCCCCAGGAGCUGGACGAUGAAUACCUCAUUGUCUGGCAGGGCUUCGAGGGCAAACCCUGGGACUACACCACCGAGGCUGGUCUUCGAGACUUCCUCCUGAAGAGGGUUCACGAAGGCUACACCUUUCCUCUGAAUCCGGUCUGGCCUGUAAGGGACAAGGGAUGGUGGGAGAUCCUGGAGGCUAUGCUACAGCAGCCAACUGCAAAGAAAUGCUUGGAGUCAUGGAUCCCUCCGGAAAUCAAAUAUUUCGAAGCGGCAGAAGAGCUGCACAACAAAUUCAAGGAUGGCUUCAUGAUUGUCCAGAAAUAG
Messenger RNA from Symbiodinium sp. CCMP2456, 1638 nucleotides. The record is from the annotation of a GenBank genome assembly. Lineage: Eukaryota; Dinophyceae; Suessiales; Symbiodiniaceae.